CUGUUCUUUUAAUGAAGGAGCUCUUUCCGGUUGUCUCAGCUGUUUGUUAGUAGUGCUUUUGGCCUCUAAAGCAACAGAGGCUUUGAAGAUACCAUGAAGAAGAUGGCAUUGAGUGUAGGGAGUAUUUAAGCUCAAGAUUUUGGGUUGAGUGUUCAGGGGUGGUAAGGUGCUUUUGUAAUUUCCUUUAUUUUUGUUGUUUUUCUUAGGAACACUGCAACUUCUUGAAAUUCCAGAUUGUGUCAAGUGUGAAACGUCAAAUUUUUCAGCAGAUUCAUUGUGCCACAAAAGGAACCUGCACUGUGUUAGAGAUGAUGUCUGAGCUGGAGGCUUCUGAUAGGUGGUCUGCAGCAUUCAAACUGCUGGUCCAGUGUGACAGAGACCCUUGGGGAAAGAGGUCACGGUCAAACAGUUUCAGAUGGAAACUACCCCAGCAACAUGAUGCUUUUGGACCCUACGUCAGCAUGCAUCCUUCUGUUUUGUUUUGCCCCUUCUCCCCCAAGAAGGUGUGCCCUGCGACGACGGCGUCGGCCUCUGAGUGUGGCUGGAGCAGGCGGGCCGAGGACCCGGGCAUUCUUAGGAGCCACCAACUAAGAGAGUAUGGCCUACUGAGGGCAGGAACUUCCCAGAUGGUGAGGCGGCCGUCUUUUGUACCCGAGGCAGACGGAUUAAAUCCGUGGCAGAGUGCCCCAUACCAGGAAGUAAUGCUGGAUAUUGGCAGUCAAGGGCGAUGGAGCGAGGUGGUCCACUUGCAGGAUGUCCUGGCCCUGGAUGCUGGAGGGUGCAAGCCUAAGGUGCUGCUGCCGCCCUGGGCGUGCCAAGGGCCAGAGGCGAGCAGGUUUGUCCUGGCCACCUCCAGAGUCAGAUCAAGAUUUGAGGUACCGUGAGCAGGUGUGGAGCUGAAGCUUGGAGAGAGCAGCUGCCAAAGCGGACCGUGGGGAACAUGUUGACAUCUGAGGGCAGUUCCCACCCAUCUCUGUCAUCGGCCUUUGAGUCUCGACAUCAUCGUGGAUCUUUUUGCCCGAGGAGCUCGCCUUCGGAUCUGGCACGAUCGCCACGGUCUCCAUUUUACCUACUCGCUGGCGUAGCCGCCCGCGGGCAUCUUGGCCACUUGCUGGUUGGUCAAAGAGCCUGUUGGAGUGCUGGCCUGGAUUUGGGAAGAGCCAAGUAGCCUGGAGCAGUGAGGUUUUUCCUGUCAGAAAUCCAUGCUGGGGAUGUUUUCCCUGGCUGUCCAGGGGGAAGGAACAGCUCUGGAGUUUUUGCAGCCACAGGCUGGGGAUACAUCCCCUGAAAACCAGUUCAGGAUCGGUCAUCUGACUCUGUCCCUGACCUGUGGCUUCCAGGGAGCCUUCUGGUCUUCUGGAUAUUCCCAGGAGAGGAUAUUCCACCACCUGACUUUUAAGCCAGGAAUUCCAAACCCACACCGUUCCAGGGGAAAGCUGGUGAAAGGGUAAAGAUGCAGAGGAACAAGUGUUGUAAACCCCCCUGCCUCCUUGACAGAGCAAACCUUUCUGCAAUCCCAGUAAAUCUCUUGGAGAAACUGUGGGAUCAUAAGGUUUCCCAGGAAAGGAAAGUUAAGGACAGAGAUGAGGAAAUAGGCUUCCAAUUAAUAAUGAUUUGAUGGAGGAUGAGGAAGCCAGGCCUGCUGAGGAGGAAGAUGAGGAAGUGUGUGAGGAUGGAGACAGCGGCCACCAAAGGCUGGGGAAGGCACAGAUCCAGAUGCUGGAAUUGCCUCUGUGGAUGUGUGCUGAGCUCUCGCUGCAGGGGACUGUCAGGCCCAAAUGGCUUUGAGUUCACAUUCUUCUCACUGGGGAAUUGGAAAUAAUUAUUAAUUAAUUGCAAAAACA
Messenger RNA from Corvus hawaiiensis (hawaiian crow), 1844 nucleotides. RefSeq names its product translation initiation factor IF-2-like. The record is from RefSeq and is a predicted model, not a curated record. The transcript has 17 exons. Bases 309 to 884 code for a protein of 191 amino acids. NCBI's taxonomy places the organism in Eukaryota, Metazoa, Chordata, Aves, Passeriformes, Corvidae.